This is a messenger RNA of Monascus purpureus, 504 nucleotides long. Lineage: Eukaryota; Fungi; Ascomycota; Eurotiomycetes; Eurotiales; Aspergillaceae. The record is from the annotation of a GenBank genome assembly.
AUGACUCUACUGUCUGUGCCAAUCGGCAAGUUCCAAUUAAAAGAACUUGUCUAUAUCUUGCUGGCAGUAAAUGCUUGCAUCUUCCUCUCAAAAUCCGCGGUCACUAUCUGGCGCAAAUGGCACCAGAAGAGGAAUCAAGCUGGACUCAAUAUAAGACCGUCCACACCUGAGCUGGAGAAACGACCGUCUGGUAAGGUGAAGGAGACUCGGAAACCUGGAGAAUGGGUUCCGUCUCCCUUCAAACGACCGUCUGCAACACCAUAUCCAGACUGGGAUGUGUAUAAGACGAAGCCGAUUCAAUAUCGGCCUUUCAGAUAUGGACCGAAGUACUUUAUGACGAUGGGAUUAAGGAGUAUGAAGUGGGAUGAGUGGAUAGAACUCGAUAAUCACUACCUAUGUUACCACGCGGACAAGGCGCGGAGAAUCGAGGAACGAGGCCCAAAAUGUUGCAAAACAGCACCUGAGGCGAUGGACGCAGCGAUCGAGUUGCUCGAGGAGCUGUAA